Rhopalosiphum padi (bird cherry-oat aphid) is the source of this 2430-nucleotide messenger RNA. Its product is annotated as endoplasmic reticulum metallopeptidase 1-like. The record is from RefSeq and is a predicted model, not a curated record. Gene Ontology annotation, biological process: proteolysis. Bases 1 to 2430 code for a protein of 809 amino acids. NCBI's taxonomy places the organism in Eukaryota, Metazoa, Arthropoda, Insecta, Hemiptera, Aphididae. The transcript is spliced from 2 exons. Gene Ontology annotation, molecular function: metalloexopeptidase activity.
AUGGAGCUGCGUCAUCGAGGUAAUAGGUCCGACAACAAUCAACAAAUGGAAACAUUUCAAAUCGAUCAAAAAUCCAGUGAUACUAAAGAUGAAGCCACCAGAAAUCAAAAAUGUCUCUCAGCUGUACCGACUCUCAUAGUAUCAGUAACUGUAUUGAUAAUUUUAAAUGUGUUUGUGUAUUAUAUGGACAACAAAUUACCACACCCUAUCCAAACAAAUUCAACCAAUAAUGAUUUUGUUGCUGAGCGUGCAAUGUCCACAUUAAUCAAACUAGCUAAUUUAGGUCCAAGACCUGUCGAUCCUAAACAAGGUAUAAAUGAUGCCAUUUUGUUAAAUUGUCAUUAUGAUACAGUUCCAGCAGGGCCUGGUGUAAGUGACAAUGGUGUGAACUGUGCUGUAAUGGUAGAACUUUUACGAAUUUUAUCGAAAACCCCACAUCUGAGGAGACCUAUAAUUUUUUUAUUUAACGGUGGCGAAGAAAUAAUGCUCCAAGCUUCCCACGGUUUCGUCACUCAACACCCGUGGUCUAAAAAUGCAAAAUACAUAAUAAAUCUCGACAGCUGUGGAGCAGGUGGCCGAGAAAUAUUGUUCCAAACCACAAAGUCGGAUUCGUAUUUAGUAGAUUUAUACGCUCGCACCGUUCCCCAUCCAUACGGGCAAGUGAUUGGUGAAGAACUAUUUCAAUCGGGCGUGAUACCGUCGGACACAGAUUUUAGGAUAUUCAGAGAUUUCGGGAACAUGUCUGGUCUCGAUCUGGCGCAUUACAAAAACGGAUAUGUUUAUCACACGAAACACGACGAUUUGGAUCAAAUCGGUCCGUCCGUGCUACAGAACACGGGCGAAAACUUGUUCGCGCUCGCCAAAGCAAUGUCAACGCACAACGCGACAAACAGCACCAAAUCCAAAUACGUGUUCUUCGACGUGUUCGGCGUGUACAUGGUUUCCUAUACGGAACUGUCGGGGGCGUUCGGCAACUUCAUUAUCGUGUUGUCGUCGUUCUUCUCGAUCUUCCUGUCGCUCAGAUUCACGACGGUCGGCAUGAACCGCCGCGAGUACAGCUUGCACCUGUUGACGGCCAUCGUGAGUCCCGGUUGCACGAUCGUGGCGGCCGUGCUGUCGUGUCUGCUGGUGGCGUUCGCGAUGGACCGGCUCGGGUGUUCGAUGAGCUGGUACGGCAACCGGACAAACCUGCUGGUGUACUUCGGCACCGCGACGUGGUCCAUACUGACCGUGGCGGCUUACUACCCGAAAACCCGGUCCAGGACCGAUACGGAAUGGACCGUGACGAUGCUCAACGGCGUGCAACUCUUCUGGACGGCGCUGCUGUUUGUCGCCACCAUGGCCGGUCUGCGGUCCAGCUACCUGUUCGCCGUCAUGGUGCUGUGUCCGGCGGCCGCCAGCUGCGCGUUAGGCAUAUUGAACGCCGGCCGGACGCCAGCCGUCUGGAUAGCGGUGUACGCGGCGUCGCUAGUCGUGCCCAUCGCGUUCGUCCUGUACCUGACGCAGAUGUUCGCGUCGCUGUUCGUGCCGAUCGCCGGACGCCUCGGCCCCAACGUCAACCCCGAUUACGUGGUCGGCGCGCUGAUGGCCAUGUCCGCGUACGCCACGGUCGGCCACCUGGCGCCGGCCAUAGCGCUGGUGAGCAGGCCGCGUCCCGCGCUGGCCGGUCUGGGCGCCGCGAUACUGGUGAUGGCCGUGACCAUCGUCGCCGUCCGGCCGGUCGGGUUCCCGUACUCGAGCGCCGUGGCCGAGCAGCGCUUCGACCUGAUACACACGCGACGCGCGUUCUACGACUUCGGCGGCGGCGUCCGGUACAACGAUUCGGGUUACCUGAUCGUCAACUGGGACCGGCAGGGCCCGCGGACGGUCGCGGAUUACGUGCCGGACGCGACUCGCACCGACUGUGCCAGCGAACUUAUGUGCGGCGUACCCGUGACCGGCUCGCUGGCGCCACACACCGGCUGGCUUCCGGGCGGUCCGCCGCCGGCGUUGCAACGGUCCGCGGCCACGACUCGAGCGGUCGUACUCGAAGGCGACGAGCGACGACGACGGAUCGCGUUCAACGUGACCGGCCCCGAGAGGGUGACCGUGUACGUCAGCCCGUAUCCGGGUACGCGGUUGAAGUCGUGGAGUUUCGCGGGAAAACCGGAAGCGGCCACCAGUUGGAUGGGCAACGACGUGUACGUGAUAAAGCACUCGUCGGGAGCGGGUCCCGCGGCGGGUGGCCCGCAGAGUGUUUGGAGCUUUUGGUUGGAACACGAAUGCGAUCGCGGUUUUGGCGAAACGUCCCUCAACGUCACCGUGGCGUACAGUUGGGUGAUACACAAGGACUUGGUGUUGGGCGACGAAUUCCGGUCGUUCGUCGACUCGUUUCCGCAAUGGGCGCACGUCAAUAUUGCGGUUGCCAGUGUAGAAGCUUUUGUCUACUAA